Prorocentrum cordatum is the source of this 1097-nucleotide messenger RNA. Lineage: Eukaryota; Dinophyceae; Prorocentrales; Prorocentraceae. The record is from the annotation of a GenBank genome assembly.
GGGCCCUCGACGCCUGCGGCGUCCUUGGGAUCGCGCGCGACUCCACGGGUGCGGAGGCCAAGCAGGCACGCCAUGCCUUGGCGCUCAAGCACCUGCUGGACAGGGCCACGGGGGAGUUGCAGCAGGCGGCCGCCCAGCGCUUCCAGGGGAUCCGGGCCGCCCACGAUGCGAUCCGCCCCGCCAGCCGCAAGCACCGUGACGCUGGCAUCGCGGGCCAGGCUCUCGAGAAGGCGCGCCUGGUGGCCGCGUGCGAGGCCAGCGCCGCUGCUCGCCCGAGGCGCCUUGCGGAGGACGCCGCCGACGUCCACGAGCAGGACGCCACUGGACGCACGGCGCUCUUCAGCGCGGCCUCCGCCGCCUGCGUGGAGGCCUUGCGGCUGCUGUUCUGGCACGGCGCGGACGGGGAGGACCGAAGUUGCGCUGGGCGCAGAUGCGUGAUGUUCGCGGUGGGGGCGGGGCUGAAGGUGGACAGCGAGGCCAAGGCGCGCCAGGCAUUUCGCCGCCUGGACGCUGUGCGCCUCCUGCUCGACGAGGGCGCCCCCGUCAACGCUGCCACGAGCUGCGGCCUGACGGCGCUCGUGCUGGCCUGCGCUUCCGGGGGGGCGGACGUGUGCGCCACGACGGACAUCGGCCUGACGCCGCUGGCGAUGGCCGCCGCCACAGGGCGGGGCAGCGGGUGGGUGGCGGAGCGCCUCCUGGCUGCGGCCGCGGACCCCGACGGCCCAUGUGGUGGUGGGAGGACGCCGCUCAUAGUCGCUGCUGCCCAAGCUCACGAGGGCACUGUGGCAGCCCUCGUUGUUGGGAGAGCAGGCGCCAACUGGACAUCCGACGACGGCCACUCCGCCUUGCUCCACGCCGUCCAGCAGGGGCUCAAGGACGGCCUGGUCCCCGAGCUGCCUGGCCCGGGGGCCGAGGCGCCCGCUGCACGCGGCGAGCGCGGGCGGCAGCGCGGCGAUGGUGGAGCUGCUCUCGCGGGCGGCGCCGGCAGGGACGAGGUCCUGCGCGCCCUCGCCGCCCCGCCGCGCGGAGGCAGCAGCGCCACGGCUUCGCCGGCGUCGCUCGGCUGCGGCUUCGCCGCGCUCGCGACCUGCGCGUGA